This is a messenger RNA of Eublepharis macularius, 2424 nucleotides long. Its product is annotated as ankyrin repeat domain-containing protein 40-like. The transcript has 5 exons. The coding region runs from base 109 to 1161 and encodes 350 amino acids. Gene Ontology annotation, molecular function: protein binding. Lineage: Eukaryota; Metazoa; Chordata; Lepidosauria; Squamata; Eublepharidae. The record is from RefSeq and is a predicted model, not a curated record.
GCAGGAGCCAGCCGCUCCUGCCUCGGGUGUCACUGAAAAGAGUCCCACGACGAGGGUCGAGGAAACCCGGGCAGCCGCGCUUCUUGGAGGGGCUUUUCUAGGCAGAGAAUGAGCAGCCCUUUGGAGGAGAGGCUCAGGGAAGCGGCUGCGCGGGGCGAGCUGGAGGACGUCCAGGCGCUGCUCCAGAAAGGGGUGGAUGUCAACGCUCGGGACGAAAGCAAUGGCUGGACAUGUCUGCACUGGGCUUGCAAAAGGAAUCAUAUCCAAGUGGUGCUUUACCUUCUGGCUUGUGGAGCUGAUAAGGAGAUUGUCACGAAUGAAGGAGACCAGGCAGCGUAUUUAACUUCAAAGGCAGAGAUCAAGAGGAUGUUAGGAGUGGAAGAUGACAAUCAAGAAGAGAGUAACUUGAGUCUGCCAGUUGUUGCAAACUCUUUGACAAAUCCACUAUUCCCUUGCCAAGAAAUGGAAAAGGUCCCCAGUAUCUCAGCACCCCAGGAUACAAGCACAGUCAUCUCUGAAGGUGACUCCACCCCUUGUCUAUCAGCAACUCAUGAAGAUAAGGAUUGCAAAUCUUCCUCAUUGCACAAUGAAACUGAACUUGCUGAGCAAGGCUGUAGUGAAGGAGUGUGUGGUUUUCCUACUGGCAUGGGACCAUCUGAAGGCACGAAACACAGUGUCCACAACUGCCCUGUUUACACAUCAUCUAUGUUUCACAGAACUCUCUUUACUUCAGCUGCAUCUAUGCAACAUAUUCCUCAGCGAGCAAACAGCUCCUGUACGGACACAGCACUGCCAUGGCAGCCACUGCUUCUUACAGGAACUUACCCAUAUAACACACAAGAACUGGUGCUUAAAGUAAGAGUUCAGAACUCCAAAGAGGAUGACUUUAUUGAAAUUGAACUGAACAGACAAGAGCUGACUUACCCAGAUCUACUCAGAGUGAGCUCAUCUGAACUGGGUGUUAAUCCUGAACAAGUAAAGAAGAUUAGAAAACUACCCAAUACACUGGUAAGAAAGGAUGAAGAUGUAGCCAGGCUUCAGGAUUUUCAAGAACUGGAGUUAGUUCUGGGGAAAACUAUCCGCUCUUCUUUCACAAAUGUUGCAGCAUCACUGAUUGAAAGACCUUGCUACAAUAUUAAAGCAGCAAAGUUGACAUACUGAAAUUUCUCUGAUUUAUGGCCACUGAGCUAAGUAUUACACACAGACUUUAAGAAAAAAUUGAUUAAAUGCUUAAAAAACUAACAUUCUUAAGGGUAAUUUUUAUAGUAUAUCUUUGAUAUCUUGAUAAUUUUGUCUAAGAUGCAUAGUUCAGCUAAAAAGUUAUUCAUUCCCUCAAUCCACUAAUGAUUUGCUAAGCAAUGUAAUCUAUUUAAUACACUGUACUGAGGUUAAAGUAGCUAUAGAUAUUCUUGUGGUGCAUAGCGGUAACACUAAGGAUCUUCUUAGCGUUAAUCACAGUAAGACAGAAAACAUCAACCGUAGAAAGGAAAAAGUUGAGCACUGUUUCUUUCUCGUCUGAUUUCAGUCCAGGGAUCUGUUUUUAAAAAGCUGAAAGAAUCUUUAUUUUAGAUUUUCCAACCAAACUUUACACUGGGUACCAGUUUUUUUAAAAAAAUCCUAUUAACUUCUCUUUCAUAAUAAAUUUUGCUCUCUGCAUACUUUUUAAGAUUUAAAAGACAGAAUAUGUAGCAUUGCUGGUAACUGAUCAUAUCUAUGCAUUUAGAAAACUAUUGUAUAUUUUGUAAAAAAUUAAGUCACAUUAUACAAACUGAUCAAACAGAAGAUACUAUAUUUAUGUAAUGUGUUAAAAGGAUAAUUGUAUUUCAAAGGCAGAUUUUUUUUGCAUUAUUAAGCUGUAACAAAGUAAUGUUUCUAGUAUUUUUUUUAAAAAAUAAAGUUUGGUUUUAAUCUUGAUUAAAUUGUUAGAAACAAAAUAUUCUGGAAAAUGAGCAUAGUUUCACUACAGAGCAAUGAUAAUGUGCGGCCUAUUUUAUAGCUGAGCCAUGUUUUUUCUAUAUACAUAAACUGAAACUCACCUAUAUUUGGAGAAGGAUGGGGUACAUGUAUGUAAUGCCUUCUAACACUUUUCAUUCCAAAUUCACAGUACUUCCCAUUACACACUCAGUCUCCUCCAACCUUCUAAUAGCUCUGUUGCCUAGAUUUGUUGUACUGGAGUUUCUCUGAACUGCUGAAAUGUUCAUAAAAAUUUAUACUACCUCAAAAAAUGAGCCAGAAAUGGAGAAAAACAUAUUUCAAUCAGAUGAGCUCUCUACUAGGAGCAGCUACAGAGGUUUAUUUAUCAAAUUUAUACACCACUGCAGAAUACAACCUAUAAGUUUGACUUUCUCACAUACACUAUUUUCUGCUAACCUCUGUUUUAUAAACUGAUACACGAUUUCCAGCAUUCUACAAACUUUCUCACCA